AUGACUAAAUCUGAUCAUCUGUCUGCUGCAUCCACCAUUUUGUUUUGCAUGAUAAAAUAUUAUAACUUUUCUUGUUUUUGUCUUUUCUUUCGUUCUUCUGUUUCUCUUUCUUUUCAUAUUCCUUCACCUUUUUUAUUCUCUUGCUUUCUCUACCCUUUCACCAUACAGGAACCUUUCUCUACAGGGUUUUCCUUCUCUCUCUUUUUGCUCCGUGGCUUUCUUUUUUUCCCCACUUUUACUAACUGGCCUUUUUUCUUCUCCCACUUUGAUCUCCAGACUUCUUUCUCUCCCCAGAUUUCUUUCUCUCUCUUUCACUGUCUGGAUCUCUUUCUCUCUCCUUUCACUCACAGGAUCUCUUUCUCUCUCUCCUUUCACUCUCGGGAUCUCUUUCACUCUCUCCUUUCACUUUCAGGAUCACUUUCUCUCUCUCCUUUCACUCUCGGGAUCUCUUUCUCUCUCUCCUUUCACUCUCGGGAUCACUUUCUCUCUCUCCUUUCACUCUCGGGAUCACUUUCUCUCUCUCCUUUCACUCUCGGGAUCAUUCUCUCUCUCCCCUUUCACCCUCCAGAUUACUUUCUCUCUCUCUCCUUUCACCCUCCGGAUUACUUUCUCUCUCUCCUUUCACUUUUGGGAUCUCUUUCUCUCUCUCCUUUCACCGUCCAGAUUACUUUCUCUCUCUCUCUCCUUUCACCAUCCAGAUCACAUCCUCUCUCUCCUUUCUCCAUCCAGAUCACUUUCUCUCUCUCUCCUUUCCCCAUCCGGAUCACUUUCUCUCUCUCUCUCUCCUUUCACCAUCCAGAUCACAUCCUCUCUCUCCUUUCACCAUCCGGAUCACUUCCUCUCUCUAAUUUCACCAUCCGGAUCACUUCCUCUCUCUCCUUUCACCACCUGGAUCACUUUCUCUCUCUCUCCUUUCACUGCCUGGAUCCCUUUCCCUCUCUUCUUUCACCAUCCGGAUCACUUUCUCUCUCCUUUCACCAUCCGGAUCACUUUCUCUCUCUCCUUUCACCAUCCGGAUCACUUUCUCUCUCUCCUUUCACCAUCCGGAUCACUUUCUCUCUCUCCUUUCACCAUCCGGAUCACUUUCUCUCUCUCCUUUCACCAUCCGGAUCCUUUCUCUCUCUCCUUUCACCAUCCGAUCACUUUCUCUCUCUCCUUUCACCAUCUCUCUUCUCUCUCUCCUUUCACCAUCCGGAUCUCUCUCUCUCCUUUCACCAUCCGGAUCACUUUCUCUCUCUCUCUCUCUCCUUCCACUGUCCGGAUUACUUUCCCUACUCUUUUGCUCAGUGGUCCUCUUUCUCUCGCUCUGCAUUUUUUUUCACUCAUGCAUCUCUCUCUGGAGGUUCUUUCUCUCUCCUUUCACUCUCCCAGGUCUCCUUUCUAUCCCCUUUCAAUCCCCAGGUCUCCUUCUCCCCUUUCAAUCCCCAGUCUCUGGUCUCUCCCCUUUCACUCUCUGGUCUCUCCCCUUUCACUCUCUGGUCUCUCCACGGUCUUCUUUAUUUCUUUCUUUUCCUGGCCUUCUUUCUCUUUCCUUUCACUCUCCAGCCUUUUUUACUUCUUUUGCUCUCCAGCCCUCUUUCCCUCCCCUUUCAUUCUCUGGCCUUCUUUCCUUUCCCUUUUGCUCUCUCUCUCUCUCUCUCACCUUCUUUCCUUUCCCUUUUGCUCUCUCUCUCUCACCUUCUUUCCUUUCCCUUUUGCUCUCUCUCACCUUCUUUCCUUUCCCUUUUGCUCUCUCUCACCUUCUUUCCUUUCCCUUUUGCUCUCUCUCACCUUCUUUCCUUUCCCUUUUGCUCUCACUCUCUCACCUUCUUUCCUUUCCCUUUUGCUCUCUCUCUCACCUUCUUUCCUUUCCCUUUUGCUCUCACUCUCUCACCUUCUUUCCUUUCCCUUUGCUCUCUCUCUCACCUUCUUUCCUUUUCCCUUUUUCUCUCUCUCACCUUCUUUCCUUUCCCCUUUUUUCUCUCACCUUCUUUCCUUUCCCCUUUUUUCUCUCACCUUCUUUCCUUUCCCCUUUUUUCUCUCACCUUCUUUCCUUUCCCCUUUUUUCUCUCACCUUCUUUCCUUUCCCUUUUGCUCUCUCUCUCACCUUCUUUGCCUCCCCUUUUGCUCUCCAGCCCUCUUUCUCUUUCCAACCUUCUUUCUCUGGAUUUCUUCCCAUCUCUUAUAUUUUUAUUUGGUCUUGUGUUUCACUUUCUGUUUUCACUUUUUUUUUUCAUUUUCUUUCUUUCCCUCUUUGUUCCCUCUCUCUCUCUCUUUUCUUUUGAUAAUUUUCAUUUUUCUUCCAGUUUCCUUCAUUUCAUUUUUCCUUUCACUCAUCUCUCUUUUUUUCUCUUUUCCAUCUUUCUUCUUUCAUCUUUCUUUUUUCUUUUUCUUUUUUUUGUCUUUUCUUUUCAUUAUUAUUUUUACUCUUCAUUUAUCUUCUCCAUCUUCUUUCUUGCUUUUUAUUCUUUUUUUUUUUACUAUUCUCUUUCAAUCUCCUUUUGA
Acanthosepion pharaonis is the source of this 2484-nucleotide messenger RNA. The record is from the annotation of a GenBank genome assembly. NCBI's taxonomy places the organism in Eukaryota, Metazoa, Mollusca, Cephalopoda, Sepiida, Sepiidae.